CUGCUCCCGCCUCGGAGCCCCUGGCCCGGGGGAGGGGGAGAGGCCGCUAGCCCGUUCUAUGUCUUUUUCUGACUCCAGUGCAACCUUCCUGCUGAACGAGGGUUCAGCAGACUCCUACACCAGCCGCCCAUCUCUGGACUCAGACGUUUCCCUGGAGGAGGACCGGGAGAGUGCCCGGCGUGAAGUGGAGAGCCAGGCUCAGCAGCAGCUCGAAAGGGCCAAGCACAAACCUGUGGCAUUUGCUGUGAGGACCAAUGUCAGCUACUGUGGCGUACUGGACGAGGAGUGCCCAGUCCAGGGCUCUGGAGUCAACUUCGAGGCCAAAGAUUUUCUGCACAUUAAAGAGAAGUACAGCAAUGACUGGUGGAUCGGGCGCCUAGUGAAGGAGGGCGGGGACAUCGCCUUCAUCCCCAGCCCCCAGCGCCUGGAGAGCAUCCGGCUCAAACAGGAGCAGAAGGCCAGGAGAUCCGGGAACCCCUCCAGCCUGAGUGACAUAGGCAACCGGCGCUCCCCUCCUCCAUCUCUAGCAAAGCAGAAGCAAAAGCAGGCGGAACAUGUGCCCCCAUAUGAUGUGGUGCCCUCCAUGCGGCCUGUGGUGCUGGUGGGACCCUCUCUGAAAGGUUAUGAGGUCACAGACAUGAUGCAGAAGGCUCUAUUCGACUUCCUCAAACAUAGGUUUGAUGGCAGGAUCUCCAUCACGCGCGUCACAGCUGACCUCUCACUUGCAAAGCGAUCUGUGCUCAACAAUCCCGGCAAGAGAACCAUCAUUGAGAGGUCCUCUGCUCGCUCCAGCAUUGCUGAAGUACAGAGUGAGAUCGAGCGCAUAUUCGAGCUGGCCAAAUCCCUGCAGCUAGUAGUGUUGGAUGCUGACACCAUCAACCACCCAGCGCAGCUGGCCAAGACCUCACUGGCCCCCAUCAUCGUCUUCGUCAAGGUGUCCUCACCGAAGGUCCUCCAGCGUCUCAUCCGCUCCCGGGGGAAGUCACAGAUGAAGCACCUGACUGUACAGAUGAUGGCGUAUGAUAAACUGGUUCAGUGCCCACCAGAGUCAUUUGAUGUGAUUCUCGAUGAGAACCAGCUGGAGGAUGCCUGUGAGCACCUGGCUGAGUACCUAGAAGUUUACUGGAGGGCCACCCACCACCCAGCCCCCGGCCCUGGACUGGGCCCUCCCAGCACCAUCACCGGACUUCAGAACCAACAGCUGCUGGGGGAGCGUGGCGAGGAGCACUCACCCCUGGAGCGGGACAGCUUGAUGCCCUCAGAUGAGGCCAGCGAGAGCUCCCGCCAAGCCUGGACAGGAUCUUCACAGCGUAGCUCCCGUCAGCUGGAGGAGGACUAUGCAGAUGCCUACCAGGACCUGUACCAGCCUCACCGCCAACACACCUCGGGGCUGCCUAGUACUAAUGGGCAUGACCCCCAAGACCGGCUCCUAGCCCAGGACUCGGAGCACAACCACAAUGACCGGAACUGGCAGCGCAACCGGCCUUGGCCCAAAGAUAGCUACUGACAGCCUCCUGCUGCCCUGCCCUGGCAGGCACAGGCCCAGCUGGCUGGGGCACCCACUCCAGGCAGGUUGGAGUUAGACUGGCGUUAGGCUGGCGCUAGGCUCAGCCCCCACAACCCUCUGCCCAGCCCCAGCUCCAGGGCUGCCUGUGGUCCCAAGGUUCUGGGAGAAGCACGGGGCACCCUCACCUCCUGGUCACAGUGACCCCCUAGGCUCCCACUGCAGGUACUAGCUGUGUGUUCUGCACCCCUGGCACCUUCCUCUCCUCCUGCACAAGAAGCUGCCCCACUGGGUAGUACCCUCAGGCCAAGACCCCCUUAAUAGGGGCCUUCCCACUAGACUCAGGGAAGGGAUGCUCCCCCAAAGUGACAAGAGGGUGGGGGUGUGGGUAACAUAACAUGAGGAAGAAACAAGGUCCCUGAGUGGGCACAAGUCCUAACAUUCUAGGGACUCAGGGGUGGUGCUUUGGAGUCCAAGGGCCUCCACUCGUCUCACUGCCACGCAUUAGAAAUGAGACAAUCAAAGCCCAACAGGCUGGCACUCUCAUCCGUCAGCUGGGGUGGGGCAUCCAUGUACAAGACUGGAGCAGCAGGCGGGCUAGACUGGGACCAGAGAAAGAUUUCACAGCUGAAGGAGGCUCCUGGAGGAAAGCACAGGCUUCUCCUGCAAAGAAGCUUCUUAACAUCUGACAAUACCAGGGACCAGGAGCAUGGUCAAGCCAAAUGGCAGAGGGGAACCAACCUGAAUUAGGGGUCUGGGAAGGGAGGGUGUGUGCAGCAGAGGAUGGAUGGAACAGCUUCGGGGGCCUCCUUGCCUUUUCUUUCUUUGCCCUUGCAUCUUGUCAUUUCUGUUCUUGUCCCUCAUGCCUCCUGGGAGAUAUGGGCUCCAGACUUUGUUCCCUGACUCACAGCUGCUGGUUAGGUUAGGGUUAGAUGGGGAGAGAUAGGAUCCAGCAGACAGCCCCCAGAGGCCCUGUGUACCUGGCUACCCUUGCCUUAAGGCUCUAGUGUGACUUCCAGAGCAUGCUCCACAAGACCCUGCCCCACCUCACUGUCAUCACUAAUAAACACCAUGCACAGUC
This is a messenger RNA of Galeopterus variegatus (Sunda flying lemur), 2585 nucleotides long. RefSeq names its product calcium channel, voltage-dependent, beta 3 subunit (gene CACNB3). The record is from RefSeq and is a predicted model, not a curated record. Gene Ontology annotation, biological process: regulation of voltage-gated calcium channel activity; chemical synaptic transmission; neuromuscular junction development. Gene Ontology annotation, molecular function: high voltage-gated calcium channel activity; protein binding. NCBI's taxonomy places the organism in Eukaryota, Metazoa, Chordata, Mammalia, Dermoptera, Cynocephalidae. Bases 59 to 1507 code for a protein of 482 amino acids. The transcript is spliced from 13 exons. Gene Ontology annotation, cellular component: voltage-gated calcium channel complex.